AUGUCAGACUCAGCUAUCGUGGUGGAGAGAGAGAAUACGAUUUUGGGACAGGAGUUUGCCUUCGUGAAGCUGUCGCGAGGCUUCUUUGGCCCAAAACUGAAUCAGGCGCAUCCCCCUUGCGGUCCCCGGGUCCUGACGCCGGCCAUGUGCUGCAACCAUUACUUGGAACUCUCGCUCUUGAGAAACCUUCCAAACUGGCAGCAGAAGAGAUCCAAUAUUGGCGAUAAUGAGAGCGUCGGUGUGGCCAUGGGACAGAUUGUGCAUCUCCCCAGCUGUGAGAGCCAACAUUUCAGCAGGUGCGUGGAUGGAAGAGGCGUUGAUGGAGGGGUCUUAACACAAGAUGAAGAACAGGCUGCUAGAAGAAUUUAUGUUGAUGUUUAUGGUAAUUUAUGA
Fusarium venenatum is the source of this 393-nucleotide messenger RNA. The record is from RefSeq and is a predicted model, not a curated record. NCBI's taxonomy places the organism in Eukaryota, Fungi, Ascomycota, Sordariomycetes, Hypocreales, Nectriaceae.